Molecule: messenger RNA, 8680 nt
Organism: Girardinichthys multiradiatus
Lineage: Eukaryota; Metazoa; Chordata; Actinopteri; Cyprinodontiformes; Goodeidae
Gene: gabra3
Product: gamma-aminobutyric acid type A receptor subunit alpha3
Exons: 11
Coding region: 2318-3760 (480 amino acids)
Biological process (GO): gamma-aminobutyric acid signaling pathway; monoatomic ion transmembrane transport; synaptic transmission, GABAergic
Cellular component (GO): GABA-A receptor complex; neuron projection; synapse
Molecular function (GO): benzodiazepine receptor activity; GABA-A receptor activity; inhibitory extracellular ligand-gated monoatomic ion channel activity
Source: RefSeq, a predicted model, not a curated record
ACAUUUAUUGUUAGUUUUCUCAAAUUCUCCUCAGAGAGCCUAAAUUACACAUAAAAAAAACAAAUAUAUGCAUAUACCCCCACUGAUACUAGGAUAAUUAUCUCUUAGUGGGUUGUAGAGAAACCACAAGCAAUGUAUCGAGUAACAAGAUCCUGACAUAAUUCUGGCAGGAUUUUUGACCACUCUUUUUUAUCAGAAAUGGUGGAGGUCAUUUUAAUGGUUGCUUUUCAGUCACAGACCUCACCUUUAGGUAAAUUCAACAAAUUUAUUUUUUCACACCUACUUUGUGCAAUGCGUCAGUACUGAAAGUGAAGAAAACCUUCAGCAUGACGCUCCCAUCACCAUGUAUGGGGGUACAAAGUUCUUGGUUUUUUUUUUUUUAUCACCUUAAAUUCUCCAAAUAUUUUCUUGUUAUUUCAGUCAAAUGGUUUGUCUCAUCCGACCUUAAAAUUUCACUCAUGCUUGGAGAUGUAGAUUUUUGAGCAGCGCUUCCUUCUCACUCAGCACUCUUUCAUUCCAUGUUAAUGUAGCAUCACUGUGGAAAGUACCACUGGUGUGUGUACACCAUAGCAGCUUUCAGUUUAUUAUUUAGAGGAAUUAUACCAACUCUUUCAAGUAGAGUUGUCAAACAUCCAGACAGAAACAUACCAGUAUCUUGUUGAUGGCUACAAAAGUGUGUUUGAGGUGCAACUUGUUCCGAGACAUUCAACUAAAUAUUAAUCGAGUGGGUUGUAUAUGUUUGAGCUUGUAUACAUAUCUCUGACUCUGUAGAAUACAGAAAAUCCACAACCAAUUCAAGCUUGUGGAUCCAAUUCUUGUUUUUGUUUUGUUUUUUUGUUGUUUGAAAUGAAUGUUGUUUUAUGUCUCAUAAUCACUCCACAGAUGAAAAACAAGAAAUAAAUUACAAAAAAUUAAUUAAAGCCCAAAAUAAUACAACAAGCUGAGUAAUGACCUUCAUCCUACGUUAAACUUGGUUUUAAACAUACUUGUAAUGAUCCAGUUAGCCACAACCAGGCCACAUUCGACAUAUCUGCAUCUGUCUUUGCUCAUAUUUAAAUGUAAGGCAUUAUCAGGCAUUAUCCAUGACACAGAUAUUGACUUCCUAAUCUAAAGAAAAGAUGUUGACUUUGGAGCUGAAAUAACAACCCCCAUUUUGAAGAUUCAAAUAGAGUGGUUUUUGUGUUUUCUGUUUUGAAAUACAUUAAAACAAGAGAAUAAGAAUAUUUCCUAAGUAACAUUACAGUUGUACUUACAUUAAAUAAUAGGUCUACUUUUGUCGAGCCCUAAACCUGUCACACAUUAUUACCUAAACUCUCUCAGCAGAUUCCAAAAACAUCUUUCUGUAGCCAAAGCCAUUUUAAUGCCAGCUGAAAUCUGACUGAGAGGUCAUGUGGAUCAGUUGUUGCUUGUCUUGACAGUUGUGACAUAUCUGUGUUCAUAGCGUAGAACAAAAUCAGUUCAGGGUCUGUUGCUCGCACAAACACACCUGGGAGUUGAAACAGAGCAAACAGCUUCUUGCCAUUUGCUGCUGUGUGAGCUGCGGGUUAGAGGUGAUGUUACCUACUCCCUCAUAAGGGUACCUUGGGCACAGGGAGACAAAAGUGAGUUGUCUCAUAUUUCCUCUCUCCCCUGUCCCGACUUUUUGCGAGGCUCUCUGAUGAGACAAUAGCACCCCAAGGUCACGGAGUGGGGGAUAAUCAGCUCCCAUUUCCUGCUGCUGCACUGACUCAGAUGAUAUUACUUUAUCACUGUCAGCAGCAGCUCUAAGGCUGGGCAUCUCUGUCAGUCCUGGCUGAACCUUUGGACACCUGCGUCAGAGCUCAACUCGCGACAGCCCACGGAAUCAGUGGGCCCACUCACCACCGUUUCACGUCUGAGAGGCUGCUGUGCACAGGCGCACAAGGAGGAGGGGGGUUAAGGGUCCUCUAUUUGUCGGGAGCAUCAGUGACAAACUGCUCGGUUAAACCCUCUUGCAGACGUCCACUACAGGUCCAUGUGGGUUCUGAUCGCUGUGACAAAUCAACGCUUGUAAAUCAGCCCUCGGGUUCAGGGUUUGCCCCUCCUGUCCAGCACCAAUCUGAGCAGGGAAGAAGGAGGGGGCGGGAAGGUUAGUUUGAAGAGGGCAGAGCCUUGCGAAAGCACGCCAAAUUAUCCCUUCUUUCACCGCUGGAAAAAAAAGAUCCAUACCCAGUGGAUGACAGCAGUUGAGGGUGAAAUCAGACGGACUAAACGUCAGAACCUCAUUAACUCACAGGAGCGAGAAGAAACGGCAGGGACGCAAUCCUCAGUGCUGCGGGAGCCUAUUUUCUGAACUAAUAUGGCUGCUCUGCAGAGGGAACCUAAAUCACCAGACUUUGGCUUGUGGGUCUUCCUCCUUUUCCUCAGCCUUCUUCCUGACGUCAGGGCAGUCGUUGGACACAAAGAACCGCUGCCUGAUGACAGCAAAGACAAUAUUACUAUUUUCACCAGAAUCCUGGACAGGCUGUUGGAUGGAUAUGACAACAGGCUACGUCCCGGGCUCGGAGAGAGUGUGACAGAAGUGAGGACAAACAUCUAUGUGACGAGUUUUGGGCCAGUAUCGGACACAGACAUGGAGUACACUAUUGAUGUCUUCUUCCGUCAAAGCUGGAGGGAUGAGAGGCUUAAGUUUGAUGGUCCAAUGCAAGUUUUACCGCUUAACAACCUGCUGGCCAGUAAGAUCUGGACUCCCGAUACCUUCUUUCACAACGGGAAGAAAUCUGUGGCCCACAACAUGACAACUCCUAACAAAUUGCUACGACUAGUUGACAACGGCACACUUCUCUAUACAAUGAGGUUGACUAUCCAUGCAGAGUGCCCAAUGCACCUGGAGGAUUUCCCGAUGGAUGCACACGCCUGUCCUUUGAAGUUCGGAAGUUAUGCUUACACCAACAAUGAGGUGAUCUACCUGUGGACCCAAGGAGACGAGAGGUCUGUCUCUGUGGCAGAGGACGGCUCCAGGCUUAACCAGUAUGACCUACUGGGUCAUGUCAUUGGCAAAGAAACCAUCAGUUCCAGCACAGGAGAAUAUGUGGUGAUGACGACCUAUUUCCAUUUGAAACGGAAAAUUGGCUAUUUUGUGAUUCAAACCUACCUUCCGUGCAUCAUGACAGUCAUACUGUCUCAGGUCUCCUUCUGGCUGAACAGGGAAUCCGUUCCUGCGCGCACUGUGUUUGGGGUCACCACUGUCCUAACCAUGACCACUCUGAGCAUCAGUGCUAGAAACUCCCUCCCUAAGGUGGCCUAUGCCACUGCCAUGGACUGGUUCAUGGCUGUGUGCUAUGCCUUUGUCUUCUCGGCCUUGAUAGAGUUUGCUACAGUCAACUACUUCACCAAACGCAGCUGGGCGUGGGAUGGAAAAAGAGAGGGUAUGGAAAUAAGGGAACCGUUUCAGGCUAACAUGGCCAGGAUUAAAGAUAUGAGAAGAGAAUCUGCCACUUUGUCUAAAAAGGCAAACAACACCUUCAACAUUGUUGGGACCACCUAUGGCAUCAACGUAGCCAAAGACCAAGGUUUAACGACCAUUUCCAAGAGCGCCCCAGGACCUUCGGUCAAACACUCCUUUCUGCACAGAAUGGAUGACCCCUACACGGAGGCCAAGAAGUCCUACAACCGCGUCAGCAAAGUGGACAAGAUCUCGCGCAUCAUUUUCCCCGUGCUGUUCUUCAUUUUCAACUUGGGCUACUGGGCUACGUAUGUCAACAGAAAGCCCGCCAUCAUGAAGGCGAACAACCUAAACUGAAUUCAACCAAAUGUUGGCUUUGGAAGAUAUAUAGGUUUGCAAGAAGCCAAGUCCAUCACAUCUUAAUGCGUGUAUUUGUGUGCGCGCAUGUUUUGUGUGUCUGUUUUUUCUUAAACGUUUGAUAUUUUUGCACGGCUGUAUUGUUGGGAGGCAAAUCAAGUUUCCAUUACACUCACAUACAGGGGUGGACCUCGGAGGAAGCACAUUCUCUCAUCAGUCUGUGUUUGUGCAGCUUUUCUUUUCUCCACUUCACCCUUACUGUAGCUCUGGCCCUGUUCCUUGUUGUGGUUAAUCCUUUGCUGUAUCUUGGUUGCUUGCUGUUUUGUACAGUAGUUAAAUCGUGUGUCCAAUGUUUUGACAUGUCUGGGUUUUUGCUUAUAAUAUGUUAGCACACGCAUGCAUCUUCUGUUUUCAUCGUAACUCAUUACCAGUUAUAAGAUGAUGACACAUUGUAUGCACACACAUACACACACAGAUAUUGCAGAAAACACAAGGAAAGCCAUUCGCUGGUCGCUUUAUUGUGCUCUGUUAGUUGGGGCGGCCUGUAUAGUUUUAUAGGAGCAUCAUUAAUAAUUGUCAGAGUCUGGCCUUCAGCUCCUGCUGAAUCUCAACACACACAAUGCAGCCUCAAAGGGCUGCCUGUACAUUUUCUAGUCCACUGGUUCUUAUUGUUUUAACUGGCUGAUUAUGUUUAAUGACAGAUAAUAUAUGUGCCUUGGUGAAUACACUCAUCAUAAAGAAAAAGAGCUGGACAUGUACACAUUUGCAUUUCCAACACUAAUACGCACAACCACAGUGCGUUGCAAAAGUAUUCAGCCCCUGUUAAACCUUUCCAUAUUUACUCUUGCAACAACCACAAACUUCAAUGCAUUUUGUAGGGAUUUUAUGUAAAAUAUCAACACGAAGUAGUGCAUGACUGUCAAGUGGAAGGAAAAUUAUAUAUAGUUUUGGUUUUUUUUUAGAUAAAAUUCAAGAAAGUGUGGCAUACAUUUGUAUUCAGCCCCUCUGAGUCAACACUUUGUCGAGCCGUCUUUUACUGCAGAUACAGCUGCACCUCUCUUGGUUUAUGUUAUUGUUUUACUUAACAAAAUAACUCAAACUCGAGUCAGAUCAGCUGGAGAGCAUCAAUGAACCAAAUUUUUCAUGUUUUGCCAGAUUCUGAGUUAGAUUUAGGUCUGGACUUUGACUUUACCAUUCAGACACAUUGAUAUGCUGUGGUCUAAAUCCAGAAUGUCUAGCUCUAGCCCUGAAGAGAUGUCCAGCAUGUAAGUGAAGGGUCAUUCCUAAACUGGAAGGUGAAUCUCGACCCCAGUCUCAAAUCUUUUGCAGCUUCUAAGAAUCCAUCUAUCUAUCAAGCCUUAUCAGCUUCCCUGUACCAGCUGAAGAAAAUAAUUCCCACACCAUGAUGGGCCACCAACAUGUUUCAAGGGGAUUUUUUUAUGUGGAGUUAGUUUUCCAGCACACAGUGUUUUGUGUGUUGACCAAUAGGUUCAGUUUUGGUAAAAGCUGCUCAGAGCACCUUCUUGUACAUGUUUGCUUGUGGCAAACUACAAAUAGGAUAUGUUAGGGCCUAUUUAUACAUAAUGUUAAAUAUGCAGACACAUACAGACAGAGCCUUCUGUCUGUCUGUUGAGUUUAUUUUAUCUGUAUUUUAUGUGUAUUUUGGUGUCAUUAUGGAGCUUACCGAUGCACAUUAUAAUGAAGCAGUGGUAAUCAUAUGGGUAGUGUGGCGCUGUAAAGCUCACAUGCAUUCAGCAAAAGUAACAAUGAAGAAGAUGAGGACGAAUCAUGGAAGUUCUGUGAUGUAUUUAAUGGCCACACAGACCCCUCCCUCUAGUGCAUUGCCUCUUUUUAUGUCUUUGAGAAUCUAUGUUAUCAAGAUUUUAUUUCAUUGUCGUCAUAGACACUACUGUCUAAAACAUUCUUCUGAAUUCAGUAGCUAACUCAGAGCUGCCUCUAGUGGCUACAUUACCUCGCAACCGAGCCACCUUCAUCAACAUAUUGAAAGCAUGAGGUCAGUGAUUCUUGACAGUGUUGAAAAAAGGGAGAACCUAUUUACAUGUGGCAAGGGAUAAUAUAUGUGCCUUUACAGUGUUUUUUUAAUAACUGCCAUUUGUUGAUAAAGGUCCGGAUUGGUGGACUGCACAACUAGCAAUGGUCCUGUCCACACAUUCCCCCAACUGAGUAGUGGAUUUCUCCUGCUCCUCCAGAGUUACCAUUGACUUCUUGGUUGCUUCUCUGAUUGAGCCUUCCCUUUUACUGAUGUUCAGAAACAAACCUCAGCGGACUUUGUAACUUAGUUUAUACUGAAGUUUAAAUUACACACAGGUUGAUAUCAUUAAUUGGGUGACUUCUAAAGGCAAUUGGUUGCCCUGCAUUUUACGGAUAAAGAGGGCUAAAUUCAAUUGUACACCACACUUUUUAGAUUUUUAUUAGUAAAAGGUUUUGAAAACCAUGCAUCAUUUUCCUUUCACUUUACAAUAAUGCACUGUUUUGGGUUGGUCUAUCACAAAAAAACACAUUGAAGUUAGUGAUUGUAAUGUGGCAAAAUGAGAAAAAGGUUUUAAGGGGUAUUAACGCUUUUGCAAUGUACUGUAUCUGUAAAGACAUUUAAUGGUCUCUGUAGGUUCUAUCUACUUUUGUAUGGCUAUUCCCACCCUAAACCAGCCCAUAUACAUAAAUACCCAGACUAAAACUGCCUCUUAGUAUGAAGGGUUAACAGACCUAUUCCUGUGAGAAGAUGUUGCAAACAGAUUAAAGGUCCCAAUGUAGUUGAAUAACUAUCAUGUAAAUUUAUGCAAGCUAACCAAUAAACUACCACCAUUACCUGUUGAUUUUAUGGUGUAUUGAUUUUGAGUUUUUCCUUUAGACUACAAAUGUAAUGUGUCAUACAGUGAUUUUCAAUAAUCUUCAGAGACCAUUUGAGUCCAAUAAUCUACAUUGUGGAAAUUACUGUACCACCUAAUAACCCCAAAUAAAAAAGCCCAUUUUCUUGAGAAAAUGCAUUAAAUUGACAGAGAAGACAAAUUAUUGUUUAAGGUCAUUAUUUUAUGAUAAAUGUUGAUCAGAGUCGCAUCAGAUUUGGCUACUAAGCAUCAAGUGUCUCUGCUUUUGUUUCCAUUUGUUAAGUGACUUCAGGAUUUGUGUGAGACAUUCUGCUUAUGUCUUCUGAACCUUUGUAUUUGUACAACCUGAUUCCAAAAAAAAUGUUUUUUGACAGAUGCAUUUUGGAUAUUUCUGGGUACUUUAAGUAUAGAUUCUUUAAGAGCUGUACUUGAGACGCCAACAUCCACUGAAUUCCAACAAACUGUAUGAUUAGACGGAGAAAGAGUGUACUGUGUUGUGGCUUCUGUAAAAGGUUGUUGGUCAAUCAUAUACAAUGUACAAGCCAUUGUUUUCUGCAUGAUAGUUUGUACAUGUUUGGUCCUGCAAUCUGUAUGGCAUAGAGUCAGGAUGUCCACAUUUAUCCCAUUCACUUCGUUCCCUAUAUUAACCAGUUGCAUAAACACUUUUUAACUUCAUGCAUUUUAACAUGCUCAUGAGAGGCUUGUGUUUCAUAGCUAGUACAGACCUCUAAAAGUGGUUUACAUUAUUUAGUUUACAACUAUACACAUGGAUCCACUAAACUGACUCAACAUCUGUCUCCAUUUACUUUUACCAAGGUUUCUAGGGUCUUUUAACCUUAAAAAGUAUCUGAUGCAUUAGGAUUUUCCCCACUUUCUCUUCAUUUGCAUUUUAGUUCCGUUUUAAAUUUCUGUUUCAAAAACUGACUUAUUGUAGUUUGCGAAUAAAAUUCCAAACAUUCUUGCUACAAAAACCUGCUGUCAGUGAGCAAAAAGAAGCUUACAUAAUGAGGUUUAUAUAUUUAUCUGUGUUCAGGUUGGGUAACUUAUGUGAAAGAGCAUCAGAGUCACAUGCCAAAUUUCAAAAAGUCUAAUUUAAGUUUACAAUGUUAUAUUUCACUUGCUUGUGAUAGUACGUUAGUCAAGUAGAAGUCAUUAUGCUCAAUAAGUAAGUUAUUAAGGUAACUUUUAGCUUUUUAUAAUUCUUGUCAUUAAUUCAAGUAAUAAAGAUUUUAAAAAGUCUUAGUUAAGAAAACUUGCAGAAACCCUGUUUAAAAUAAGUUAAAAACAUUUGAGAGACCUUUUAUAAAAGUAAUUUCAGAUUUAGUUUAGAUAGCAAAAAUUUAACUAUUCAUUUGCCCCCAUCUCUAAAAGUGUAUUAUACAUAAAUGAUUAAGAAAAUGAAGCCUCUUUUUGCUUUUGAAAUAUUUUAUCAUAGAAAGAGUUUCAUUCUUCUGCCAACUGUGGCUGCAGGUUAUUUAGGAUGUCUGGACCAAUCUAAUUUAAAUAAAUCUGAGGUUCCUUGAUAAGUGUUACUGUAGGUUGGUGGCUCUAGACAAAAUAGCUGCAUUUGUCAACUGAUAUGCAUAAAAUAUUUGAUAGCCAUCCACUCACUGAUGUCAUCAAUAGUGUCCAUCACAGAAGUAUCUGGAAAACGUAUACCCAAACAUACAUUUACAUAGUAAUACAUUCACCAUUAAAACAUUCAGCAAUGGACUUACUUUGCCAAAAUAUUCAUACACCUUGUCCUUUUUCAUAUUUUGUCACAUUACAAGCACAAGUUGUAAUGCCUUUUAUUAGACUUUUAACAGGUUUCAAAGUUGCCUUUAAUUUGCUCUGUUUAUCUUUUCAUUAACUACGCCUGGCUUCCCUUUUCCUAUCUGAACUAUCCUCACAUCAUGAUGCUGCCACCACCAUGUUUCAUUGAAGCAAGUGUUUGUAGUGUGACAAAGUUUAAUAUAUUUUUUCAAGGCACUGUAAACUGUAAACUCAAUAUUCAUUUUGUAUUUAAACCUGAUUUAAAUGACAUGAAGUUUUUAAAAAUUUUACUUAACCUACAGUACAGACCAAAAGUUUC